AUGAGGAGGAAGAGGACUCGUCUCUGGGCAAAGAUGAAUGAUUAUGAUAACAAUGUUAACUUUGAAUCAACUAGUUGUCAUCUCUCACGAUCGGUCAAUGAUCUUAAAUAUGAUGGUGAUGAAUACAUGUUUAGUUUCAAAGCUUCAUUCUUUAGUUGA
Molecule: messenger RNA, 159 nt
Organism: Cavenderia fasciculata
Lineage: Eukaryota; Evosea; Eumycetozoa; Acytosteliales; Cavenderiaceae
Exons: 2
Coding region: 1-159 (52 amino acids)
Source: RefSeq, a predicted model, not a curated record